This is a messenger RNA of Staurois parvus, 465 nucleotides long. The record is from the annotation of a GenBank genome assembly. NCBI's taxonomy places the organism in Eukaryota, Metazoa, Chordata, Amphibia, Anura, Ranidae.
ACCGGACUGUCCAUAAUUUUAAAGGGUGCCUCGAGACUGUCCAAAAUUUUAAAGGGUGCCUCGGGACUGUCUAUAAUUUUAAAGGGUGCCUCGGGACUGUCCAUAAUUUUAAAGGGUGCCACAGGACUGUCCAUAAUUUUAAAGGGUGCCUCGGGACUGUUCAUAAUUUUAAAGUGUGCCUCGGGACUGUCUAUAAUUUUAAAGGGUGCCACCGGACUGUCCAUAAUUUUAAAGGGUGCCACGGGACUGUCCAUAAUUUUAAAGGGGUGCCUCAGGACUGUCCAUAAUUUUAAAGGGUGCCUCGGGACUGUCCUUAAUUUUAAUGGGGGUCUCAGAACUGUCCAUAACUUUAAAGGGUGCCUCAGAACUGUCCAUAAUUUUAAAGGGUGUCUCAGAACUGUCCAUAAUUUUAAAGAAUGUCUCAGAACUGUCCAUAAUUGUAAAGGGUGCCUCAGGACUGUCCAU